This is a messenger RNA of Scaptodrosophila lebanonensis, 552 nucleotides long. RefSeq names its product protein SPT2 homolog. The record is from RefSeq and is a predicted model, not a curated record. The transcript is spliced from 2 exons. NCBI's taxonomy places the organism in Eukaryota, Metazoa, Arthropoda, Insecta, Diptera, Drosophilidae. Gene Ontology annotation, biological process: regulation of DNA-templated transcription; nucleosome assembly. The coding region runs from base 41 to 517 and encodes 158 amino acids. Gene Ontology annotation, cellular component: nucleolus. Gene Ontology annotation, molecular function: histone binding; DNA binding.
ACAAUUCUAAAAACUAACAACAUUUCUCAAAACUCCCAGAAUGAGUCGUCUAAUGACAGCAAAAGAAAAACGCGAGAUUGCUGAUCGGAAGCGUCGCGAACGCAAGCGCAUGCAGGAGGUGGCAAGAAAGGAGCGGGAAGGAUUCUACAAGCAAUUCAAGCAACGCCGUCAUUGUGCCUCGGUUAAGGAGCGUAUUGGCAGUAAGAGCUCGAACAGGCUCUUCGAUGAAGUCGAGGACGAAGAUGAUGAUGAUGAUGAUGAUGAGGAAGAUAUGAGCGACUUUAUUGUGGAAGGACAGGAGAGAGAGCUGGAGAACGUUUCCCUACACAUUCGAGAUAUUUUUGGCUACGACAAGCGUCGCUACCGAGAUGAUUCCGACGAUGAUCUGAGCAACAUGGAAUCCACUUUUGCCCAAGUACAACGUGAAGAGCAGAUGAGUCAGCGCCUAGGACGCAAGGAGGACAUUGCCGACAUGCGCUUGGAGCGCGAACUGAAGAAGCGGAAAUUGAAGCAAUAAAGUAUUUAGGUGGGGAGCAGACAAAAGUUUAUUAA